Dicentrarchus labrax (European seabass) is the source of this 1944-nucleotide messenger RNA. It is a transcript of the gene emc9, whose product is annotated as ER membrane protein complex subunit 9. The record is from RefSeq and is a predicted model, not a curated record. Lineage: Eukaryota; Metazoa; Chordata; Actinopteri; Moronidae. The transcript has 6 exons. The coding region runs from base 173 to 790 and encodes 205 amino acids. Gene Ontology annotation, cellular component: EMC complex.
GGAAGUGGCUGUUGGUAAUAGCUGUCAAGUGAGCCAGUUAGCCGUUACAGCUCUCUGGAAAGAAAUCUAGAUUAACAGAUAUAUUUAGAAAAAAUAGCGCGAAAAAAACAACCGUGUUUGUUUGUUUGUUGAGGCUACGUUGACUGGGUUUUAUUCCUCUCCAGUGGUCAUCAUGGGCGAGGUGGAGCUGUGCUGUCGGGCGUAUGUGAAGAUGUACCUGCACUCCUGUCUGUUUCCACGGUGCAGCAUCAACGGGCUGCUGUUGUCGUCCAGCCCGACAGGUGGCGCUGUGUGCGUGACAGACUGCGUGCCGCUGCUUCACUCCCACCUGCCCCUGGCUCCCAUCACUCAGCUGGCCCUCACACAGGUGGACGUGUGGUGUUCACAGACUCAGCAGAGGAUAGUGGGAUACUAUCAAGCCAAUGCCUGUGUGUCAGAUAGCAGCCCGACGCCGUGUGCGCUGAAGAUAGCCGAUAAGAUUUCUGAGCAGUUUGACAACGCAGUUCUGUUGAUGCUCGAUGGCAGUAAGAUGUCUCCGGACUAUCGCGUUCCUCCCAUCGUGAUGUACGAGCGCAAAGACUCAAGAUGGAUGCUCAAAGACAAACACACGAUAAUGCUGAGACAGUGGGAGGAGACUCGGGCCAUAGCCACUCAGCUGCUGGAGUCCGGCGAUCACACGCUAUUGGUGGAUUUUGACAGCCACUUGGACGACAUUACAAAGGACUGGACCAAUCAGAAACUGAACACCAAGAUAGCGGAGCUCACCUCGCCGGCCAACGGCAGCAUGUAGAGCCAACACAGUAGCAUCCGUUUGUAGACCUCACUUUUAUUUAUGUUCUGACUGAACCACGACACACACACACAGAGUGUAAGAAUCCGUUUAUUUUUAAUGCAUUUUCCCAAACUGGACAGGACAUAACAUAGAACAUGCAUAAAUAACAAUAUAUUUACAGUCCCUCUCAACCCCCCCCCCCCCCCGUGUGCCUUUGUGGUUGUGGUUCAACCCAACACCAGGCUGAUUUAAAUCCACCUUAAUAACACAUUUUAACACCACUGCCAUGCACCUGUGGUAUUUUUGGUCCAAUGUUAUGCUCUGUUGUUGUAUUAUUGUCAUUCCUGUGUGCACUGUAAUACUGAAGCCCUGCAGUAAAUACAAAUUUGUUGAGGCUUAAAAUGUUAGGUUUUUGGUCAGACUGUGAGGUAUUCAGGUUGAGAAUCAUGAUUAAGGUGGUAGUUUGUGUUGUACAGUAUGUAAACAUGGAUACAACUACAUUAUAGUGAGUUAUAAACCAUUUAUUAAAUGUCUUUAUAGUGCCUAAGACACUUCUGUUCGCCACUUUGUACUUUGUGUGUGUGUAGCUGCCUUUUCUAACCUCCAGUACGGUAUUCCCUGCCUGAGCGGUGCAUUAGUGGCAAACUCUACAAACAUUAUGUCCUUUUUUUAAAAGAGGAAAUAUACACAAACCUCACAGGAAAUCACACCAAACUACCACCUUUUAAAAAAAGAGUUGUAUAAAUGCCUCUGACAACCCCCCCAAAAACCAAAUAUUCUGAGCGUCAGCAGCCUGUAAUUACUGCAAGACUUCUGUAUUGAAAUGUACUUCAGUUUGCCCCCUCACACAUACACAAACCAACUUUUAAAAAUUGUCUACCGCAGUGUCCGAAUUUGGCGUAACUCUCUAAAACACUAAUCUAAAUGUACACUCUUGUAAAGUAGAUUAGUUUUUCUCACAUAAUAACAGCGGAGUAUAGAAAGACUUCGUCCUUUGAUUGGUUCUGACUGAGCACCUGUCACCGGACGACUAUCAACACACAUCUGUACGUGUAUCAAUGUGUUUACCCACAAAAGAGACUAACGUGAAAAGAAAUGACUAAUCUAAAGUUGGAUUUGAGUAGAUUAACAGGCAGCACAUUAAAAAACAAAGAUACAUCUUUUGCUCACUA